This is a messenger RNA of Glycine soja, 2372 nucleotides long. RefSeq lists its product as uncharacterized. The transcript is spliced from 10 exons. Lineage: Eukaryota; Viridiplantae; Streptophyta; Magnoliopsida; Fabales; Fabaceae. The record is from RefSeq and is a predicted model, not a curated record. Bases 1 to 1005 code for a protein of 334 amino acids.
AUGGCUGAGAAGUUUCAAGCUGCUAUUUAUGGUGAAAUAGCUGAUGCAGGAAACUACAACACUUGGCAAAGUAUUACUGAUUUCGUGGAUUUGAAGGGAACAAGGUCUUGUGUUGAGGAGACUAAUAUUAACUUGGUUUCUUCUGAUACUUCUAUGAGUUUUCUUUAUGCCGAGAAGCCACACCAGAGUGGAAUUGGCAGCAUCUUGAUCGAUUCCAUCUUACAAAUGAUGGGUUUUGGCAUGUCAUCUUCAACUUCACCGAAUUGGAGUCAAUCUUUAUUGAACUUCAUUAUCAUAUCAAGCAUAUCCUUAUCUUUUGUGAACUUCUUUCUCUGCAUAGGGAGCAAUUUUGAUUCUGUGCUUCAAAAAGAAACAAACGUAGUUGGUGGUGGUUCUUCCAAUGAUUCACAAAUUCAAAAGGAUUGGAGUCCAAACAAUUUCUCAUCUAGUGGUGGUGGCGUGCAAGUUUCCACCAUUGAUGCUUUCAAGCCAAUGAACCAAGAAUUUUCCUUGGAUCAGCAGAGUCUAAAUUCUGUUGUUACAAGCACAAAUGGAUCAUUAUCUAGUGGUAAUUUCCUAGUUUUUUCAACCUCCUAUGGUUGCCUUUCAACAUUGAUACAAAUAUUAUAUGAGCAUCAACCACAACCGCAGAACUCACUUUUCACCAACCCCUCCAUGUCCUAUGGGACAUGUUCCAAUGAAUUGUCACCAACUUGGUCCAAAGUCUCUUCCCUUCUCAAACCCUCAAUGCCAAAGCAACAACUUAGUGGAUUGCGCUUUUCCAACAACACUACUUAUUUAUGGAAUUCUUCAACCGAAGCGCUUAAUGACCUAAGAGCAAGUGUUUUUGCUUCAUCACAAGCGCAAUAUCAAACUCCAAAAUUUGAAGAGAAACCCAAUUGCCUCCGUACUCCAUUAAAGAAGCUCAAGAGAGAAGAAUCACUAGACGCAAUGAAGAAAAAUUCUCCUGAGCCUGCUGCAUUCAAGACACUUGGUGAUGAGUAAAGAGACAUGAACAAAGAGAAUGGUACCAAUUGAAGACACAAAAACCAAUUAUAGAUUUCCAAGUAUCAGGACAAGUUGCACAAUCAAAAUCAGCAUAAGCCUGUAAAUGAAUUCUGGACUCAGCAGAAAAUAGUAUUUCUUGACAAGGAGUGCUUUUGGACAAGAACUUCAGUUCCACAGCAAAGCAUGAAACAAACCUAAAAAGUAUUGGUAUGAAUAAUAAACAGAGGACACUAUCUGGUCUGGAACAUGCUGAGAAAUAUGCAAAUAUUGAAGGAGAUUGGCAAUUAAGUUAAUGGUCUUUUCUGUUAUCGUUGAGUCACUACAUUUUGAAAUUUCAGUGUUGUUUGGUGUAUUAAGAUAGCCUCUUUGUAUAGUCAUGUGGCAUCAUAUUAACACAACUUGCUCAAUAUACAUAAAAUGGUCUCCUUUCUUGUUUUGGAUUGUUUUAGGUGCUUUUAGCUAUUGUUACUUACUUACUUUGACAUCUCCAUGUUUGGUAACUUAUUUAAUAAUAUGACCAAUAACUUACAUGUUAUGGAAAUAUAAUUGAUAAGCACUCAAACAAACUAGGCCCAUUGGUAUGCACUAUUUAGAAAGUUUACUCUAGGAAAAUAGGACUUAAUUUUAAUAACUGUAAUGGAACUCAGUUUUAACUUUUAAUGACUGCCAUAUGGUAGUUUAUGGAGCAGUUAUGUAUUUUCACUUUAUAUGUUUAUGCAUGUUCUGUUAAAUAUAUGCACUGGAUCAUAUUCUUAUAGCGAUUAGUUGUCAUAUGAAAUGAAUUUUUCUUGUUGAUGUCUUUUGGGUAUACAACAUUGCUUAAGUUUUUUUUUUUUGUAAUUCUAUUUAUGAUUUUUGUCUUUAUUUUUUGGAAGGUAAUUCGUGAGUUAAUCAGGGUAAUUAUCUCUCGAGCCCCUAAGAUGUGCAAUUUUGUGGAGUGGAGGGGAUUCAAAGUUGUUUAUAAAAGGUUUGUGAGCUGGAUUUAAUCUUUAAUUUUCAUAAGGCAUAUUUUAUAUUGGAUGAAAUUUUAUUGGCUGGAGCCAUGCAGGAGACUAGCAAGAGAGCUACCCCAAGACUGAUAAGUGAACAUGAGGAUUUAGUGAAAACUGCCAAAGAGGAAGCCAACUCAUUGAGUAAUAUAAUCACUUAAGCCACCAAGAGAUAGUGAUAUUGCUUCUGCUGUCAUCAAUGAAAGUGUUGUGGAAGGCGAACAAGCACGAAAGUUCCUAGAAGAUGUUAAUGUUACAUAUAGUUAAAUGUGACCUCUAAUGUUUUACAUUUUUGUUUUAAUGGAUUCUACUUGAAUUAAGCUUGUUAGUGUCAAAUUGAGUGGUCUUUUAUCUCAAUCAGUUUGUUGUGCGGCA